AUGGAUGUGAGACUUAUAAGUAGAUCGGAAGGCUCCGAGAACGACGAUCCUCCUUUGCUGCCCGUUUUGCAGAACGACCAACUCAUAGGGCCACUAUACGGUCUACCCGCCCUCGAUGCCUGCCAUCAUUUGCUGGUGUCAACUGGCUUCCAGGAGGGAAUCACAGACCUAGCUGCUCAACGACGAACCUUCGAGCUCAGCCUUCUUAGCUUGAGGGCGAUGUGGAACACGAGGCUUCCGAUCCAUACGCUCCCUGCCGAAAUUCUACUCGAGGUCUUCAAGUACUCGCUCACCCCAGAGAAAGGGGAACGACCCCUAAAACGACCCUGGGCGCGCUUAAUGGGCGUAUGUCGUCAUUGGUGCGCCCUCGUCCUGAGCACAACACUGUUUUGGAGGACCAUCAAUGUCUCCAGAUCCAUGAAGUGGUCGGACAUCUCGUUACGCCGCUCGCAGGGAGCUCCCCUCCGCAUAACGCUCUCUCGCGACUCUGAUAUGGAGGCCGCUAUCCCGAUGCUCGUGCAACACGCUGACAAGACCUGGAGCUAA
Molecule: messenger RNA, 546 nt
Organism: Trametes versicolor FP-101664 SS1
Lineage: Eukaryota; Fungi; Basidiomycota; Agaricomycetes; Polyporales; Polyporaceae
Exons: 1
Coding region: 1-546 (181 amino acids)
Molecular function (GO): protein binding
Source: RefSeq, a predicted model, not a curated record